AAUCUCAACAGAUUUCAUGCACUCUGGUUUCCUUUCUUUUCUCUUUCCCUCUUCUAUUUUCCUUGACAAAGCACUUUAAGUUGUCCUCUUCACUCCCUCUUUUCUUCAGCUUUCCCUCUUUUUCUGCAUCUUUGCAUGCAAGACUUCCCAUUUUUAUAUACAUUCAACAAAAAUUCUCCCCUUGUUCUACAUCUUUUUGCCACCCUCAUCACAAAGCCAAAAUGUCUUCAGGGUCGAAAAAUAAGCUCCAGAACAUAAAAGAAGAGGAUGUUCCUGCAACUUGGACAUGUCCACCACCAGAAACUCCCACAAAAUCCAUGGAGUUUCUUGCCAGAUCAUGGAGUCUCUCAGCCAUGGAGCUCAGUAAGGCUCUUUCUCACACAGAUUACGCGGUCAGAGAUGCAGAAAAGUUCCCUUUAUUUCCUCUUGGUGGUGCUGAUUCUACAAGCUUUAUGGCCUCAAGUGAAGCACAACAGCAACCAUCACAGCAGCCUGAUAGGCCCCCAACUCCUCCAAGAGGAAGCGAUGAUACAAAGGAAUUGUUUUUACUUCAUCAAGCUCUCAACCCUGAAUUUCUUUCGAAUCAGCAGCUGCUGAGGAAUGGGCUCUACAGAAAUCUCAUGAGGGGGAAGACGAUGGGUAGAUGGAUAAAAGAUCAAAAAGAACGAAGGAAACAUGAGCUUAGAACUCAGAAUGCACAAUUGCAUGCAGCAGUUUCAGUGGCAGGGGUUGCUGCUGCUGUGGCUGCACUUGUAGCCUCUCUGUCGACAUCUCCAGAGACAUCAGUUACCCAACCGAAAGCAACGUCUAAGACAUCUACUGCACUUGCAACUGCAGCAGCAUUAGUAGCAUCACAUUGCAUUGAGAUUGCAGAAGAUUUGGGAGCGGAUAAUGAGCAAAUAUUAACAGCGGUCACCUCUGCAAUCAAUGCAAAGACUAAUGGCGAUAUCAUGACUCUAACUGCUGGAGCAGCCACUGCCCUGAGAGGAGCUGCUACCCUAAGGGCAAGACUUCAGAAGAGAGCUGCAACUGUUUCCCUGCUCGAGGAGCAAGCAGAUGAAGGCAAAGACCAGAACUAUUCACCUGCAUUGAACUUUGUUUCUAGGGGAGGUGAACUUCUUAAACGCACCAGAAAAGGGGAUCUUCACUGGAAACAAGUCUCUUUCAAAAUAAGCUCAAAUUGGCAGGUGAUUGCCAAAAUGAAAAGUAAGCACAUGGCAGGAACAUUCACAAAGAAAAAGAAAUUCGUGGUCUCUGCGGUCUACUAUGACAUUCCAGCAUGGCCUGGAAGGGAGAGAGAAGACAGCGAUGAGCGGAGGGCUUACUUUGGCAUAAAAGCUUCAGAGAGGAUAAUCGAAUUCGAAUGCAGAAACAAAGGUGACAAGCUGGUAUGGAUUGAGGGGAUCCAGAAUAUGUUAGAUUGUCGUGCCAAUGUAUAAAUGUAAAUUGGAAUGUUGCAGACUUGCAGUGGCUUAAUGGAAAUAAAUUUAGUUUUUGAACAUUUCAGAGUAUUGAUGUUAGAUUGAUGCUGCACUGUAAGAGGAAAGAUCAGUGACCUCGUCUGUAUGCAAGGGCGGAUGUAGGAAGAGACACGGGGGAUAGGUGUCCCCUCUAAAAAUUUUAUUUACAUUUUUUCACCAUUCUAAAUUUCAUAAAAUUAUAAAAAUGCCCCCCAAAAUUUUAAAUA
Molecule: messenger RNA, 1687 nt
Organism: Daucus carota subsp. sativus
Lineage: Eukaryota; Viridiplantae; Streptophyta; Magnoliopsida; Apiales; Apiaceae
Product: VAN3-binding protein
Exons: 9
Coding region: 222-1439 (405 amino acids)
Source: RefSeq, a predicted model, not a curated record